Messenger RNA from Saxophila tyrrhenica, 675 nucleotides. RefSeq lists its product as uncharacterized. Bases 1 to 675 code for a protein of 224 amino acids. The transcript has 3 exons. NCBI's taxonomy places the organism in Eukaryota, Fungi, Ascomycota, Dothideomycetes, Mycosphaerellales, Extremaceae. The record is from RefSeq and is a predicted model, not a curated record.
AUGGCCAGCAACAUGAAAACUCUCACUCUCCACGCACACGGAACGGGACCUAACCCUUACAAGAUUGCGACAGCCCUUGAGUCCUUGGGCCUGCCAUACGAAGUCAAACUGUGGCAAUUUGGUGAUGCUCCCAAUGGUGUCAAAGGCCCCCAGUUCCUCGCGAUCAACGAGAACGGACGAGUCCCGGCGUUAGAAGAUCCAAACACCGGCGUUGUUAGCUGGGAGUCUGCCGCCGUAAUGUCAUACCUCCUCCGCGUCUACGACAAGACCAACAAACUCGGCCCCCGCGGCGACACCGAACAAGCCCGCGUCGACUUCGACAAAUGGACCAGCUUCCUCAUCUCUACGCUCGGCCCCAUGAUGGGCCAAGUAAACUGGUUCCGCCACUACCACAGCGAAAAGAACGACGAUGCCCUGAAGCGGUACGAAGAGCAGAGCUAUCGCUGCUACGGCGUGCUAGACGGGCAGCUGAAGAAGUCUGGCAGCCAGUUCAUCCUUGGUGGCGACACGCCGAGUGCGGUGGACUUGCACUUCUAUCCUUGGGUGUAUCAGCACGGCUUUGCUGGGUUGAGUUUGGAGAAGUAUCCAAAUGUGCAGAAGUGGUUGCUCAAUGUUGGGGAGUUGAAGGAGGUUAAGGCGGCUUAUGAGAAGGUGCCGAAGGGGAAGGAGAUGUAG